AUGCUGUCGCAGCAACUGAUCCUGGGGCAGCUGCAGCCGACCAGGGUUCAUGAACAUCACAGUACGCCCUUGGCAAGUGCCAACACGCAUACCGCCCGUGCGACCGAGCGGGCCCCCAACGGCCCCAGUGCGGCGGGUUGUGUAGCCAGGUCCAGCCUCUGUGGCUUGGCCGUUGUUGCUGGUGCAAGAAGGCGGAGGCUUCCGCGCCAUGCAGGUUCGGAUGUGGAGCAGGCCUCGACAGACACAGGUGGCAUCGUCAAGGUGCCACAGGACCUCUACGAGUUACUGGGUGUGAAUGCUGAUGCGGAUGCCGACAAAAUCAAAAAGGCUUACUAUGACAAGAUGAAGAUCUGCCAUCCUGACAUAGCCGGUGAUGAUGGUGAGGAAGUCUGUAUUCUUCUGAACGAUGCUUACGAUAUGCUGUCGAACGAGGACGAGAAGAAGGCCUAUGACAUCGAGUUGGUGGAACGAAACGGUUCCAAACAGCCCGUGGUCUUUGAUGAAGACCUCUCCCCAACUUGGGAUUGGACUUCCAAGAAUGGCAACAAAAAGGCGAAGCCCGUUUACAACGGGCGGCCGAUGUCACGGUCUCUCUACCACAAAGUGCCACCAGAAGAAGCAGGGCCAAAAUACGACGAGGAAAAGUUUGUCUUUGUUGAUGAAUGGACUUGCAUCGCUUGCCGCAAUUGCUGCGAUGUUGCACCUCGAACCUUCUGCAUUGAUGCAGAUGCUGGACGCGCACGGGUGUUUGCACAGUGGGGCAACGGAGAAGAGCUCCUGGACUACGCGGUACAGUCCUGCCCCGUGGACUGUAUCUAUUGGGUCAGUCGGGAGGAGCUCCAGGUCCUCGAGCACGUCACCCGCGACCGUAUGUAUGAGAUCGGCAACCAGCCGCCAAAUUCCAUGACAGGCAUCGGCUCAGGAAUGGCCGACCCCUUCAGCAUGGCAAUGAGCUUCAUGUCCAAGCAAGCAGACGAGAAACGCCGCCAGCAGGCUUUGGGCGCAGGCUCAGCGGAGUUCUCCGCCAUGCAAGAAAGGAUCCGCGAACUCUUUGGCAGGCUCAGUGAGAGGCUGCGAAUGGCUGGUUGGGGCUGA
Molecule: messenger RNA, 1095 nt
Organism: Symbiodinium sp. CCMP2456
Lineage: Eukaryota; Dinophyceae; Suessiales; Symbiodiniaceae
Source: the annotation of a GenBank genome assembly